GACGUAAAGGAAUACUGGGAAAUGGUGCUAGAGUGGAUGGAUUCUCAGCGGUCCGUCGCUGGACCCGGACAAACACUUAUGGCCAAAAGUCCACAAGCUGUAGCUGCCGAACACAAUAGCCCGCGGAAUGAUGACGCGACGUAUCCGAGCGGCAUGACGAACGUCAUCAACAUGCACGGCAUCAACAUGCAGAUCAUGGAAAACUCUUCCUUCAUCGGGCAGUCGCCUUCCGAGGAUCAGAGUGACCACCGUGUCAUCAGCAGCCUCAACGUGGACAGCAAAAUGUCGUCCUACGACAAAAUGACCGAGAUGGUUGCUGAGCUCAUCGCAAAUGAAUUAAAGAAAGCCGAAAUCAAUGGCGAUGAUCUGGAUAAGAUCCUCGCCAACCGGACCCUCCAGGACAGCGGAGACGAACAGUACCCUGAAAGCGCUGACGAGAGGGACGAUGAAGGUAAAAGAGCAGCAGGCGAAUCGCAGGCAAAGGGUGAAAAUCUCCUGCGGCUCUCGUCUCCCACCGGACUUCUGUCAUCCCCGCAGAAAGACGGCGGAUUUGAUGUCUUCGACAAUGGCACAGACUACUAUACCUGGCUUGACGACGUCUUGAAGAAGCUCCACGACAAGUUGGACGAAGACCAUAGUGUCGCCGAAGGUACAGCUAUGAAUGAGCGCCCUGGAAAGCCGACUGGGGACCAUGUCCUUAGCGCUUCAAAGUCGGGGUCUGAGCCGGGCUCCCCUGGACUCAUUGCCAAAUUUGCUUCAUUCAUCCGCGAUUUCCGCUAUCAGAACAGCACGGUUAUCGGAGGCCAGCCUCAGCAACCGCUGCAGCCUCAGCAGCCUCAGUUUGAUCCAGCCAUGAUCACCCGCCUCCUCGGGGCACCAAGAUCGCCAGGAGAGCAGCCACAGCAGCCUCAGAUCGAUCCUGCUGCAUUUAUACACCUCUUCGGCGCGACAAGGCCAGGACAGCAGCCGCAGCAGCCACAGCAGCCAGCCCAGCCGCAGCAGCCACAGCAGCCAGCCCAGCCGCAGCAGCCACAACAGCCGCAGCAACCAGCCCAGCCACAGCAACCACAGCAGCCAGCCCAGCCGCAGCAGCCACAACAGCCGCAGCAACCAGCCCAGCCACAGCAACCACAGCAGCCGCAGCAGCCACAGCAGCCGCAGAUCGAUCCUGCUGUUAUCAUCGCACGCCUCUUUGGUGCAUCAAAAUCAGGAGAGCAGCCGCAACAACCAAAACAGCCGCAGCAGCCAGAGCAGCCAGAGCAGCCGCAGCAGCCAGCUCAGCCACAACAGCCGCAGCAGCCAGCCCAGCCAGAGCAGCCGCAGCAGCCCCAGCAGCCAGCCCAACCAGAGCAGCCGCAGCAGCCGCAACAGCCGCAGCUCGAUCCCAAGUGGAUUGACAAGUUGUUCGGUCCCCCUCAGAAUAAGGUCAUCCUCGGUCCCGGCCCAUCAUUUGUUGCAGAGCUGAUCGAUGCCAUCAAGGCGUUCCAAAACCAGACCAAUUACAGGGAAAACACCACCGUUGCUGGCGAGCAGCCUGAACAGCCGCAGCUCGACCCCAACAUAUUCUUGAAACUUCUAGGAGCGUCCAGACCUGGCGGCCAACAGCCUCAGCAGCCUCAGCAGCCCCAGCAGCCUCAGUUCGACCCGGCAACUAUCGCCCAUCUUCUUGGUGCACCUAGGGACACAAAAGACCCUGGUGCUAGAGCGUACGAGGACUGGAGGAACUCUGAGGACAGGCAAGGCAUCCCAAAGGCGAUGUUCGUCCUGUCCGGCAACACCUAUAUCAAGGAUCUCGGAAACUUUCGCAACAUACACGAGUACGGAAAUGUGCCUGCAACUGAGCCCAGUGGACUCGAAUCCGGCCUGGAGCUGGCCGACUCUUUUAAGAGCAGCUUCCAGUCAAGUAAACGCGAUGGAGAUAUCAAGGAAAGUGAACAGAUCAUGAAACUCUUGUCCCAAGCGCUUCGCGGACAUGACGACGGGAGCACUUACAGUGGCAGCGUCCAUGGUCACGACGAUUCCUCCUCAGUGCAUGGACAUGAUGACAGCUCCUCCGUUCACGGCCAUGACGACGGCGGACGUCUGCGAGCACCGACAGACGCUGCAGGAGGUGGCGGCGAAGACAGCAGCAGUCUCACGAUGCUACACGUCACGCUGCUAGCUCUCGGCUCGGCAGUGGUGAUGAGCGUAGCUGUUGGCCUCCUCGUCGCAAAGAAGAAGAGGGUCGGAAACUUCCGUAGACAAGGCUACAUCGUCGUCUAAGAGACGAUGUGAGGGCAUAAGCAGAAGAGAAUCCUCUGUGGGAUUGGACGUCAGGAAACGAAAGCUGGGAGCGGAUCGCUGUGCUGCCAGCUAUCGACAUGUGUUUGUGAUAAUCGUCCGAGCCGUGCCGGGCUCAGGUUUCCAUGAGGCUUUAGUUAAUAAGCUAUGUCCAGCGUCACAUUACGGCCGCAUGCUUGAGUCAGUCUGCAGCCUAAAUGAACUGAGAAACGCGAUGCGGAAGAGUAGCGCUAACCGCUUGUGUGUAUCAUAGAGCAAUUUAUGUAAAUCUUGGCAGGGACGUUCCAUUUAAUUUGCCAUGAAGCACGUGGUAUGCUCUGAUUGGUUGGAUGCCCGGAAAAUGUAUACGCUAUGGAAUGUUUAUUGGUACAUGAAAUAUAUUUUGUAGCUAAUCUAUCUAACCGUAUCCUGAAACUAAAUAUGCUUCUGCAAAGAGUUCUAUGGCUCAUUAUUUAUGAAGUCCAAGCCGGUCUGAAGAACGUUAUCUUGCUCAUUCGAAAGACUGGCCUGACAUAUUUCACCACCCUUGUCUUCCGCUUAUUAUUAAACGAAGGGUACCACACAAUAUGAAAACCAGAGAAGCAUUUUAGAAAGGUGUGAUACCGUCACCCGUUAUUCACUGGAUUACUUCCUAUUCAUAAAGUAAAAGCUCUUUAACCCUCGCCGGACCUAUUGGUUUUCUACAUACGCGCCGGCCGAGGGGGGGGGGGGGGGCGGGUACGACCCCCCCCCUCGCCGUUUCGCCCCUGGUGGAGCUAGCGCGUCGCGGAAAAAACGAGCGUGUGCGCCGUUACGAGACGCAGAGGUUGGUACCCGAUUUUAAGGUCCUAGGUCAACCGGUGACCUCUGAGGUCAGGUCAAGUGCCCCAAGGUACGGUUCAGUUUUUGGUGAAUAACUUCGCAAAAAACGGCCGCAGAGCCGCGAUUUUGGCCGCAUCGUGUUCGUCUCGCUCAGGCGCGUCGAAUGAUAUACUUUUUGUUCGGGUCAGGUCAACUUGGGGUGUUGACCUCAGGUCAAGGUCAGGUCAGCACCCCUAGGUCACGAAGUUGGUCGAAAGAGGUCAUGUCGCAUAUCAUUCGAUUUGGGAGGUCUUCCUGAGUCCAAUGGUGGCUUCCCCGUCUCGCUAGCUCAAUUUGAUCAAGAGUUAUUGACGAAAAACUAAUAUGACCUUGAUGACGUCAUAAAUGACGUCACGCAAGGUCAACAUUGCAAAAGUGACGCAUCUAACCUUGCAAGGAGUGCAUCAAAUCACGAUUCCGUGUGCUUGAGAUAGUUGGAGAUCGUUCCCGGCGCCAGAAUAGCAGUUUGAAUUUUUCCCCAUUGACUUAUAAUGGUGAGGUCACGAAAAUGACCUGACCUCAUAUGACCUUUAGGAAAAAUCCGAGAUAUACAAGUUGUGAGACUCAUAAUGGAUACUAGAUCCUGCAAGUUUCAUUUCCCUGUGACAUCUCCUCUGGCAGUGAGGGCGUUGUGAAGUUGCGACAUCUGAAGGCCGUGCAGAGGUUUACUUAUGACGUCAUAGGUCAGUGACCUGACCUGACCCAAAAAUGCGGUUGGUGUCAAAAGAUCCGGCUUGAAUCAAAGGUUAGGUAUGCCAAGUUUCAGCUCUCUAUCGCCAGCGUGUUCGGAGCUAUCGCGAAAAAACCCUAUGGGGGGGGGCGGCACCCGCCCCCCCCCUCGGCCGGCGAGGGUUAAAGCCGACACGUUCAGGAAAUAAUGAUGUUUGUAUUGCUGUAUGAAUGCAAGUAUGCAAAUAAAGAAAAAAUAUGAUCAAA
Molecule: messenger RNA, 4056 nt
Organism: Amphibalanus amphitrite
Lineage: Eukaryota; Metazoa; Arthropoda; Thecostraca; Balanomorpha; Balanidae
Product: mediator of RNA polymerase II transcription subunit 15-like
Exons: 3
Coding region: 22-2262 (746 amino acids)
Source: RefSeq, a predicted model, not a curated record